Molecule: messenger RNA, 1893 nt
Organism: Fusarium coffeatum
Lineage: Eukaryota; Fungi; Ascomycota; Sordariomycetes; Hypocreales; Nectriaceae
Exons: 3
Coding region: 1-1893 (630 amino acids)
Biological process (GO): regulation of transcription by RNA polymerase II
Cellular component (GO): transcription regulator complex; PcG protein complex
Molecular function (GO): RNA polymerase II cis-regulatory region sequence-specific DNA binding; DNA-binding transcription factor activity, RNA polymerase II-specific
Source: RefSeq, a predicted model, not a curated record
AUGGACCACUCGCACUCGACAGCCUUUGCUCCCCAUUACCACCAGCCAACUUCUUUCGAUGCCGAAAAAGUCGACUAUGGCUUUGACUCUAUGCUCGGUCAUGAUACGUGCUUGACGCAUGGACUCGAUUCUCUUGGGACUUGUAACAAUACCGAGAAUGCUUGUCUCGACCAGCGUUGUUUUGACCACUAUGGCAAAACUUCUGCCGCAAAGAACGUCCUCGAGAUUGGCCUCGAUCUGAAAUCCGGCGCCGAUAAAGCCCCUCAUAGAAAUGACCAGGCAAACAAUGUCCGUACCUCGAGAGCAAAGACCCGUUCGCAAUCAAACCUCUCCAGCUCGCCUGCAAAGAUGAUGUCUGCUGCCGCAAUUAGAGCUUCGGCGCAUAGACAAAAGCGGAGGAGACAGUCCGAGCAGCUCCAACAGCAUCAACAACAACACCAGCAACACCAGCUGGACUAUCACCAGUCAUCAGCCGCUCAUCAUAUGCACUCCCCCCAUUUCCUUCAUGGCCAAAACAUGCAGCAUAUCGAACCCACCGCGGUCCUUCAAACUGUCAACGAGAACUUGCACCACAACUUCCACAUGCCUAUGCUGAAUGUCCACCACCCAUCAUUUGGCGAUGUGCAACAGCACAAUGGCAUGUUCUCGCCUUCAAGUACCUAUGGCCACUGGCCACACGCUGUUGCUCCUUCCUGGGCCACCAUGAUGAAUCAAGCCACCAUGGCUAAUUGUAUGCCAAUGCCAUGGCCAACGCACACCGGCUGUAACGACGCUGCUUCCGCCGACUGUACAUCUGCAUGCGGUGACAACAAAUGCUGGAGUGAUUGCGGAGACGGAGAUGAUGCAGACUGUUGCUUUGAUACCUCUUGCGCCGAGCUUGACUUUUCCCACAACGCAUGCUGUUUUGAACCAACAUGUGCCGAUCUUGAGCCAUGUUUAGAUGCUUCAUGUCAGGAGGCCGCAAUCCCUUGCAAUGAUCAGCAUUGCGUCGGGACCACCGUUUCUACCACUCCGGCCUCUAUUUCUGUCACAACUCCCUCAGCCGAACCAGAGCCUAUGGUCGGUGCUAUCCUCAGCCCAACCGAGCCAAGUCGAGGCGUUACUUUUGACAUCGACUCGGCCAUCAGGCAAAACUUUGGUUUUGGCCAUAGCUUUACUGAUGAUCUGAACCAGCAUGAUGGAAACCUUAACAGUGGUCACAAUGGCUCGCUAGUAUUGGAUCAGAAUGCUGUUUUUUCCCUGUCCUCUCACUCCCCCACGCCCAAGACCGAGCUGGCCGAGAACCAGUCCAUCAAUGAAGAGACUGAUUUUACUUGCAAAUGGCUUUGUGAAGAUGGCGUCCUUUGUUCCAAAACGUUUGGAGGCAACAAGGAACUUCAGGAUCACUGCAAGAAUGAGCAUGUGAAAAACUUGAAGAAGGGCGAAAAUGGCUUCUGCUGUACAUGGUAUGGUUGUAUAAGACCUGGACCAUUCUCGCAGAAGAGCAAGCUAGAGCGACAUAUGCAGACCCAUACCGGAUACAAGCCAGUCAAGUGCAAUAUCUGUGGCAUCAUGCUUUCCGCAAAACAAUCGCUUGACCAACACAUGCGCACUCAUUCGGGCGAGAAGCCAUGGAAGUGCGAGCAUGAGGGGUGUGGAGCGCGUUUCAAGCAACAAAGUGCUCUCACCAUGCAUAUGCGUACACACACUGGAGAGAAGCCCUUGAUGUGUGAGAUUUGUGGAAAGCGCUUUGGUGAAUCAUCCAAUCUCUCUAAGCAUCGCCGUACGCAUAACGUCCGUGGUAGCCACGUAUGUGACCACUGCGGCAAGGACUUCCAUCGCUUAGACCAACUUCGCCGGCAUUUGCAAACACAUCUUUCAGAUGGCGAGCGUAAGAGCAGCAAAAGCUCCUGA